This is a messenger RNA of Tarenaya hassleriana, 1030 nucleotides long. RefSeq names its product tetraspanin-12. The transcript is spliced from 2 exons. Bases 53 to 853 code for a protein of 266 amino acids. Gene Ontology annotation, cellular component: plasmodesma; plasma membrane. Gene Ontology annotation, biological process: auxin-activated signaling pathway. The record is from RefSeq and is a predicted model, not a curated record. NCBI's taxonomy places the organism in Eukaryota, Viridiplantae, Streptophyta, Magnoliopsida, Brassicales, Cleomaceae.
UGCUUCAUAUCUCCCGGGAGAAUCUCUAUAUCUCUAUAUCUCGGUGCAGACGAUGCUCCGGCUAAGCAACGCCGUCGUGAUAACGGUGAACGCCCUCCUCGCGGUGGCGGGCUUAACGGCAGUAGGGUUUUCUGUCUACGUGUUCAUCCACGGCCCAUCACAAUGCCAACGCUUCAUCCAAAACCCUCUGAUCGUAACAGCAACUCUCAUCUUCUUCGUCUCGUCCUUGGGCCUCAUCGCCGCUCUGUACGGUAGCCACGUCAUCAUGACGCUCUAUCUCAUCGUCCUCUUCCUUGCCAUCCUCUUCCUCAUAGUCUUCACCGUCUUUGUAUUCCUCGUCACCAAUCACUCCGCCGGAGAAGCUUUCUCCGGCAAGGGAGUUGGUCGUGUGAAGACCGCCAAUCUCGAGAACUGGGUCAGGGACCAUCUACUUCGUGGGAAGAACUGGGAUGGGAUCAGGAGGUGCUUGUCUGAAUCUAGGGUUUGUAAGAGUUUUGGUGGCCAUCGCGUUGACUUUUACUCCAACCAUCUCUCUUCCGUCCAGUUUGGAUGCUGCCGACCGCCGGCGGAGUGCGGCUUCCAGUCGGUGAAUGCCACGUGGUGGACGCCGGCACCGCCGCCGAGAAUGGCAGAUGCGGAGAACGGAGACUGUAAGGCGUGGAGCAACGUGCAGAACCAACUCUGCUUCGGGUGCGAAUCUUGCAAGAUCGGAGUUCUCAGCGAGUUCCAACGAGAUUGGAAGUCUCUCCUCGUCUUCAAUUCUUGUCUUCUCCUUCUUGUCGUCUUGCUCUACUCUUUUGGUUGCUGUGCCCGAAGAAACAACAAGGUCCCAUGGAAGCGCCGUUUUGUCUGAUAUAUACAUACAUAUAUAUAUAUAUAAUCAAUCUUUGUUAUUUUAAGUUUAUGUUUUAUUGGUCAAUAUAUUAAAUGUUCUGUUAUAUUCUUUUGGGUUGGAGGGUGAAUUAUGUAUUGUUUUUUUUUGUAUAUGGGGUUGUAGGGAUUUGGAAUGAAUUUAUAUUGUUUAGGAAAA